This is a messenger RNA of Pieris macdunnoughi, 369 nucleotides long. The record is from the annotation of a GenBank genome assembly. Lineage: Eukaryota; Metazoa; Arthropoda; Insecta; Lepidoptera; Pieridae.
AUGGGGAACUGUUUUAGUAGUGCAGGAGAAAAGGAUUCUAAAAACAAAAAUGAACGGGUGAAUACCCAUGAAGAGGAUCCAAGACAAUUUCAAACACCGGUGCCUACUCCUCCUCCGGAUCCGAUAAGAUCUGUUGUGAAUCAGGGCCCUGAUACUAGCGAGGUCGCUCCCACCCGAAUAUUUGUUGCCCUUUACGACUACGAUGCCAGAACCGAUGAGGACCUUAGUUUUAGAAAGGGUGAACAUUUAGAAAUUCUUAAUGAUACACAAGGUGACUGGUGGUUAGCCAGAAGCAAGAAAACAAAACAAGAAGGUUACAUUCCCUCAAACUAUGUCGCUCGUUUGCAGUCGAUAGAAGCCGAGCCGUGA